AUGUAUCUAGUUCCACUAUUUCUUACAUUAAUUACUUUAUCAUUAACAACAACGAAGAGUUUAACAUGGAAAGAUAAUUCUUUCCAACAGCUUCCUCGAGCUGUUAAUCGUUAUCAUCGUCAUCCUUUAUUAAAAAAUGCUUUACAAAACGAUUUGAAUCGUGUAAAACGAAAACCUACUACACAAUCAUAUGCACGAUGGGAAAGUGAAGAAGAAGAUUCCCUGGAAAUUAGAGAUAUACCAAGACCAAUAAUCUCCGAGAGUGAUGAUCUGGCAUUGCCACCGUUACAUCUUGAAAGAAGGACUGAUCCCAAUCACUUGAAAUUACUAGCAUUUCUGUCUUAUUUGGAAAAUUGGAAACCACAAAAUCAUUAUCAUUUAUCUAAAACACGUUUUGGUCGGCAUAAAAGAUGA
Messenger RNA from Didymodactylos carnosus, 414 nucleotides. Lineage: Eukaryota; Metazoa; Rotifera; Eurotatoria; Philodinida; Philodinidae. The record is from the annotation of a GenBank genome assembly.